AUGAAGCCAGGAAGCAGCACCAUCUCAAGUUUUUGGAAAUUUUGGAUGGAAACACUGCGUCUUCUGAAAUCGCAGAACUCAGGAAGCGGCAAUAUCUCAAGUUUUGGCAAAUUUUUGAUGGAAAAACUGAGACACAUUGCUAAUGAUGCACGCACUGAGACCAUGGAGAAGGCAAUGUUGGUGGAUGCUAAAGCUGAGAGAGUAGACAAAGAUAAGAUGCCUAGACUCUCUACAGCAUCAGUGACAAGGACAGCUCAAAAACACUAG
Sphenostylis stenocarpa is the source of this 267-nucleotide messenger RNA. Lineage: Eukaryota; Viridiplantae; Streptophyta; Magnoliopsida; Fabales; Fabaceae. The record is from the annotation of a GenBank genome assembly.